ACAUACAAAAUACACGAAACUAUCCGUACCGUACCAUCGUCCGUCAAACAAUUGGCCAGCCGUACCGAGAGUUUUGUCCUCGUGGUCACGUCGUGCGUCGACGUCGUUGGUCCAGUUUAUACAGCAUAAAUGGAAAUUAAGUAAAAUUAAAAAAGCGACAACAAAAAUUUAUUAGGAGGAUCGUGGUUUUCACAUGAAUAAAUCGAUGCGUUAUAUCUACUUGCACAACACUCAGAGCUUCUGUGAACAAAAUUGGCAGUGUUUGCCUCAAAUCAUCAUUCAAUUAGAGUAAUCAAAAAAUUUGUCUUCCCGACCCUGCCUCAGAAGCAACGUUUCGCUCAUCUUCUUAUCGGACUGGGGCUAAUGUAGACAUUUCGAGAGUAUUGUUGCUUCGUUUCAAAGUGUGAUGUUACGAUUGAGGGAAAAAAACUCGCCCUAAUGCCAGUGCCAGCGAGCGACACAAAUUAGUUACCGGCCGAACAGUGCGUCCACUUGUUCCAUUAUGUUUCUUAUCGUCAGUCUUGUUUUGACAGCUCUUGGAGCGCUCUACGUGUAUCUGGUGUGGAAUUUUAAUUAUUGGAAGCAACGCGAUGUUCCGGGACCGACUCCAACAGCCCUGCUGGGUAACUUUCCGGCCUUUAUUUUGCGCCAUCGGCCUUUCAUCGAUGAGAUGGACGAAAUUUACAGGAAUUAUAAGCGUAAAUACAACUUCGUCGGAGUUUUCACCAACCGUUCACCAGGAAUUUUCGUUUUGUCCGCUGGGCUAGCGAAAGAUAUUCUUGUCAAAAAGUUUAAAAACUUUCACGACAAUGAGUUUAGCGAAUCAACAAGUAAAACAGCGGACCCGAUUCUGGGUCGACACCCGUUUAUGCUGAGCGGGGAGGAGUGGAAAGAAAAGCGGGCCGAGAUAACGCCGGCUUUCACCACGGCCCGGAUGAAGCCUCUCUUUUCCAACGUGGAAGUCGCGGCGACUCAAAUGAAGGAAUACAUUGAGCAGUGCGAAGGUUCGUCUUUGGAUGCUAGGGAGCUGGCAGCAAAGUUCACCACGAAUGCCGUUUCCAGCUGCAUUUUUGCAGUUGACGCGCAAUCGUUCAGUCAUGAAAAACCUGAAAUUCGAGAAAUGAGCCGAAGGCUGAUGGAGCAUUCUUUCAUGUCGUUCAUACAAUUCCUUUUUGUAGGAGCAUUCCCAAAAAUUGCGAACAUGUUGAACGUAGGGAUUGUUUCUAAAUCAGUGGAAAAAUUCUUCACCAAGUUAAUGGCCCAGGCGAUUCAACAUCGCACCAGUGCUACUGAGAAACCUGUUGAUUAUCUCGAUUUUCUAAUUAACUUGCAGAACAGAAAGCAAUUGUCCGCACUGGACAUGGCAGCCCAUGGUGUGACAUUUUUUCUUGACGGAUUGGAAACGUCCAGUUCUGCAAUUUCGUUUGUACUGUAUGAGUUAGCAAGAAAUCCGUCAAUCCAACAACGUCUGCGUGAGGAGCUUUUGCACGCAACAAACGUCGAUGGUACGAUUUCGUACGAUACACUACUUGACCUGCCCUAUCUGGACCAAGUGCUCAAUGAAGCCCUCCGGUUGUGGCCUCCGGGUGCCUUCAUGUCUAAACGGUGCACCGAACCAAUAGAUCUGGAUCUAACGUCAAACCAGAAUGUUCGUAUCGAGAAGGGAGUUUGUGCUAUUAUUAACAUCUGGUCAAUACAUCGUGAUCCAGACUACUACAACGAUCCACUAACGUUCGAUCCGGAUCGUUUCCAUCCAGAAACAGGCGGCACCGGUCCGUAUCGUGAAAAAGGUUGCUUCAUACCGUUCGGUGAAGGACCCCGGCAGUGUCUGGGCAUGCGAUUCGCCCGAAUGCAAGUCAAACGCGGCAUUUACGAAGUGAUCAAAAAUUUUAAGCUUACACUGGAUCCGAAGACCAGGAUUCCACUGCAAAUCGAUCCGAAACAGUUUCUAACCGUGGCACUAGGGGGCAUUUGGUUAAAAUUUGAAGCUAUCAGAAUGUAAAAAUUCAGUUGACUACAUAAUGUUGCAUCUAUAACAAACAAUUUUCAGUUAAAAAGUAUGUACUGUACACUCGACCCAGAAUUAUUUUUGUUAGUAGAUUUAAAAACCUGGUAAAUAAAAAAAAAUUGGUAUCAGAACUUCACUUGAACUCGAAUCAACGUAACUGGAAUAACUUGAAACCCUUAUUUUCAACUUUUCCCGUUGUUUACUGUAAACACAACGUCAUCACUAGAUUAUAAUUAUUGUAAGAGCGAAAAUUGAUAUUUUUGUCGUGGGACUACGUCUUUGUUUUCUAUACUAAGAUGCAUUCUGAAAAAUCGAAAAUAAAACUGGCAAACGUUGCGUCAGAUUUCAAACGAUAAUAACAGCAUAACCACAUGAUGGAUAACAAUAACCAAUAUGUUGUUGGAUAGAUAAAUUGUUGAACAGUUUUGUAAUACGAUAGUUAGCAUUAUUUUUUCAUUGCUAUACGGUAAAAUUAAUAAAAAGUUUCAAUGACAAA
Wyeomyia smithii (pitcher-plant mosquito) is the source of this 2504-nucleotide messenger RNA. RefSeq names its product probable cytochrome P450 28a5. The transcript has 4 exons. The record is from RefSeq and is a predicted model, not a curated record. Lineage: Eukaryota; Metazoa; Arthropoda; Insecta; Diptera; Culicidae. Gene Ontology annotation, molecular function: heme binding; oxidoreductase activity, acting on paired donors, with incorporation or reduction of molecular oxygen; iron ion binding. Bases 503 to 2002 code for a protein of 499 amino acids.